Erinaceus europaeus (western European hedgehog) is the source of this 864-nucleotide messenger RNA. RefSeq names its product profilin family member 4 (gene PFN4). Gene Ontology annotation, molecular function: actin monomer binding. Gene Ontology annotation, cellular component: cell cortex. The record is from RefSeq and is a predicted model, not a curated record. The transcript is spliced from 6 exons. Lineage: Eukaryota; Metazoa; Chordata; Mammalia; Eulipotyphla; Erinaceidae. Bases 243 to 632 code for a protein of 129 amino acids.
CCUGAACCCCGGGCGGGAGGGGGAGGGGGAGGGGGAGGCGGAGGCGCAGGGCUGGGGGGUCGGCGGCCUCGGGAGCUGUGACUGCGGGACCUGUCGCCUGAAGUGUCCUAAAGGGUUAUUGCUGGGGCCUAGUGCCUAUACUACUCUAUCAUCCCCCCUUUCGCCUCCCCCGCCAGGAGUUUCACAAACUGGCCAGAGCACACGGGUUCAACUGCAGUUUGCUUCCUCAGCGCUGAGACAGCAUGAGCCACCUGCAGACCCUCAUGUUAGACACUCUCCUGGGCACAAAGCAUGUGGACAGCGCGGCCCUCAUCAAACUCCACGAGCGGACUCUGUGUGUCGCCUCGCCCGGAUUCAGUGUCAUGCCCAACGAUAUUCGAACACUUACAAACGGAUUCGCCAAGAACCCUUUACAAGCCCGACGAGAAGGGCUGUAUUUCAAGGAGAAGGAUUACAAAUGUGUGCGCGCAGAUGACUACUCACUCUACGCUAAGAACGAAAAUUCUGGCGUGAUAGUUGUGAAGACCCACAUGUAUCUUCUGGUGGCAACGUACACUGAGGGCAUGUACCCCAGUGUCUGUGUGGAAGCCACCGAGAAGCUGGGAGACUAUCUCAGAAGAAAAGGAAGUUAAGUCAUCAGAGGACGAUGAAAGGCAGCUUUUAUUAUCUAGAGAAAAUUAUAGAUCCUACAGAAAAAAGAAUGCCUUGUUUUAUCACUGCCGAAAACUAGGCAGGAACUGGAAGAUAACUUACCCAAUACAGCACACCCACCAUGCUCAAGGGCCCGGGUUCGAGCCCCUGGUGCCACCUGGGAGCAUCAUGUACUACUCCAAGGGGAGCUCCAUGAAAGUGGAAUGUUGCUGA